This is a messenger RNA of Belonocnema kinseyi, 1551 nucleotides long. RefSeq lists its product as uncharacterized. The coding region runs from base 84 to 986 and encodes 300 amino acids. NCBI's taxonomy places the organism in Eukaryota, Metazoa, Arthropoda, Insecta, Hymenoptera, Cynipidae. The transcript is spliced from 8 exons. The record is from RefSeq and is a predicted model, not a curated record.
AGAUACUUUUACUGAAGCUAUGGCAAAAAUAGAAUUUUACAGCGACAAACUAAACUUUUUCAAAGUGCAAAAUCACAGACCAUAUGAUAUCAAACAUCAAAAGUUCAGAGGCAUGUAAUAAUAUUCUUGAACAAUCUGAGCAUGUGAAAAGGGUAGCGGAUGCAUUGGAAAAUCGUAAUUCUGAAACAAGAUUCUCUGCCAAUGUUUCAGGACAAAAACUGAAUUUUUUCAAAGAUAUUACAAAUGAUGGUAACUUGGGGAAUGUCAACGUACGACCACACAGAUCAGGACAUGGCUCAUUUACGUUCAAAGACUCUCCGGAGGAUUUAAAAUCUUCCCAAACAUUGAUGCUUUUAAAAAUACACAUGAUGGGAGUAAUUCUUGAGUCGUUUGGUCGAAAUAACGGAACUGCAACUGGUAAAUCUAAUAAUCAGCGCUCAGUUACUUUCACUAAUAAGGACACUGACCUGAAGAUGUUUCCAGUACGCAGUAUAAGUGCAAUUGAACAAAUCGAAAAGAAAAUGAUGCACAAACCAUUUUUUGACAAAGUUGUCCAUGCUUUAAUGAAGAUCGGAAAACACGUUACCAUCAGCAUGACGAUUACAAACAUGUUGAAUAACCUGCUGACUUUUGAAACAGGAGCGAAGUAUUCCUUUGUUCGGAGAUCUAGGAAGAAACAACCUUUCAACAAAUUACUUUUUUACAAAGCAAUAUGUAAUGCAUUUGGAAUUAAAUUUGGCAUCAAAGACUUCAUGUUUGAAAAUUUGAAGGAUUUUCUUACUACAUUUAAAAACUUACAACAAAUGGAAUUAAUCGAUAUUGUGGACCCGGAUGCAACGAUUGCACUAAUCACUAAAAGUGUGAAAUAUUGGCUCUAUCAAUGUAUGAAUCGACAAGAGCGUGAAGCGAAAAAUGCUAAGAAAGCACAAGAAAGGGAAAAAAAUAUGCAUUUAGAUUUGGAGCAAGACGAGGAAGAUGAUUUCUAAUUUUUAUCGUACAACACCUGGGCAGUAAGUGCCUAAACGUUAACUUUAGGAAGUAUUACUACAUCUUUUUGUGUUUUGGCCAUUUAUUUUACAUUUACGUAUAUUUAAUCUAAAAUAUCAACAACAAAAAAUUGAGUUUAUAAACAACGAGAAUCUUCAAAAUGCGCAAUUAUAAAUACACUUAUUUCGAAUGCAAUAUUUAAUCUUAAUGAGUUUCUUUAAGAAUUUAAUUAGAGGAAAGUUUUGAUAAUGUACUAUAUGAACAGUGCAUAUUACUUUAGUAUUUAAUACUAUAAUUUCAUUUUGCGAGAGUUUAGAGAGUUCAAGUUCCUACCUCAUUAUUUGAGUCAUUAAGAUUAAUUCUACAGAAAUUACAUUUAAAACUUAAUAUUUGAGUAUUGUUUAGAUUUAUAUUGAAAGACUGAUUAAGCAAAUAAUGGCGAGAAGGUAGAAAAAUGCUCAAUUGUAAUUCUGAUAUAAAAUAUUGCAUGGUACUAUAAAUAAGUAUUUAUAAGUAGGACUCACCUUACCCGUUUAAUAAACACAAAAACUUACUUUCGCAGAA